This is a messenger RNA of Enhydra lutris kenyoni (northern sea otter), 921 nucleotides long. Its product is annotated as signal regulatory protein beta 2. The record is from RefSeq and is a predicted model, not a curated record. NCBI's taxonomy places the organism in Eukaryota, Metazoa, Chordata, Mammalia, Carnivora, Mustelidae. Gene Ontology annotation, cellular component: plasma membrane.
AUGAGGAGCAACGGGAGUGAGCAGCAGGUGCUACAGCCCAAGGGCCCUGUGCGUGCAGAAGGUAAGGCACUCCUACUGUGGUGGAUGGUGGGUGGCUCCGACACCAAUGACAUCCUUAAAUGGGUCAAGGUGAGCCAUCAGCACUGGCAGGAGAUUUGUAACUUCAAACAUGGCUGCUUUCCUGGGGUGACACCAGUGAUCCAGCAGACACUGGAGCCACUUAGUUGUAACUAUUCCAUCUAUAUCCACAGUGUCCCCAGCAAGCAUGCUGGAAGCUACCACUGUGUGGGGGGUAGUGACUUGAGUGAGAAAUCAGAAAAGGUCCCGGAGGAGGGCACCUCCAUGCUUGUGAAAGGAGCCAGGGACCCAGACCCAGACCUCUGGAUCAUCCAGCCCCGGUUGGUAUUGGCAACCACUAAAGACACUGUAUUCCUGAACAGCACAGUGCUUGGAGAUAGUCCCCCAGAACCCAUUAGGUGGUUUCGGGGGGCUGGCCUGAGCCAGGAGGCCAUUUACAACUUUGAAGGUAUCUUCCACCCCAACAUGACAGCAGUCCAGGAUUCCAGGAGGGAUUUUAGCAUUCUUCUGCAAGGUGCCUCCACUGAAUAGGUAGGCAGCUACUACUGUGUCAAGUUUCAGAGGUUACUCAACGGACAACACCUGUCUGGACAGGGCACCAGGCUGAGAGUAAAAGCAAACUGCACUUCUCCCCAAGAGACAGAAUUCACCAAUGAGCAUGUAGACAGGAUGUUUCUAUCAGACCUCCUGUCUAUGCUCACUUUGAUCCUGCAGCUGAAGACAGUGAUCUUGGCUGCACUCCUGCUGGCCCUGGCUGCCUGCCGGAGGAGGCCCCAGCAAGAAGACAUCAAGACCCCAGGCCCAGCAGGACAGAGCCCCCCUUGGGGUGUGGGCCAUGGAUGA